This is a messenger RNA of Botrytis fragariae, 666 nucleotides long. RefSeq names its product putative flavin reductase. Bases 1 to 666 code for a protein of 221 amino acids. The record is from RefSeq and is a predicted model, not a curated record. The transcript is spliced from 2 exons. NCBI's taxonomy places the organism in Eukaryota, Fungi, Ascomycota, Leotiomycetes, Helotiales, Sclerotiniaceae.
AUGCAUUUCCUCAUUCUAGGCGCAUCUGGUAGAACAGGAAGUCUUGUACUUGCUGAAGCUCUCUCACAAAACCACACCGUCACAGCACUCGCGCGCAACCCCUCCUCCAUCCCCGAAGCCCCCGGCCUCACAGUCAUAAAAGGCACACCAUCUUCCUCCUCCGAUCUCACAAGCGCCUUUACUAGCGGACCCAAAAUCGACACUGUCCUCGUAACCCUCUCGUCUAGUCGGGCGUCGGAUUCCCCCUUCGCAGCAUCGACUUCUCCUCCUGAUUUCCUUAAAAAUGUCAUCUCGACAGUUACGCAAUCAAUGGCUGCCCAUGGCGUCAAGAAAAUAGUCUAUAUGUCUGCUUUUGGAGUGGGUUCUUCGAAUGGUGCGCUUUGGUUACCCAUGCGUUUACUUAUCAAUAAUUCGACGAUGGGGAAGGUUGGAUUUCAGGAUCACGCUGCUGCGGAGGAAGUGCUAAAGGCUUCAGGCUUGGAGUACAGUGUUGUGAGAAGUGCGAUGUUGAAGGAGGGAGAGAAGAAGAGUGUUGUGGAGUAUGGGGCUGAGGGAAAGGGAAUGGGUCACUUGCCGGGAUGUACGAGGAAGAGUGUUGCGGGGUACAUGGUAGAGUUGGCCGAAAGACAGAAGUGGGAGAAUAAAGUGGCGGUCAUCUGUAAUUAG